Molecule: messenger RNA, 2589 nt
Organism: Penaeus monodon (black tiger shrimp)
Lineage: Eukaryota; Metazoa; Arthropoda; Malacostraca; Decapoda; Penaeidae
Product: caspase-2-like
Exons: 6
Coding region: 251-1990 (579 amino acids)
Biological process (GO): proteolysis
Molecular function (GO): zinc ion binding; cysteine-type endopeptidase activity; nucleic acid binding
Source: RefSeq, a predicted model, not a curated record
UGGCGUCAUGCGCAUGCGCGGUGAUGUAGCGAAGACCAGAAAGAGCUACUGUUCACUCAGACUAUCAUUUGUGGCGCAGUUAGUGUCCUGUGUUAGUUAGUUCACCUGGUGCUAGGGGAAAAAUGAUUUGAAGAAACAUAGAAAGUUAUUGUUUGGUUGUGACACUGUGUUACCAAGGGCCUGGAUACUCUUCGAGAGCUGGCGAUAAGAGAGAAAAUCCUCUCUCGUGACGUCACUUAUCAGCUGAGAAAUGGAGGAAUCGAGUCAGGCAGUCACCCACGCGAUAAGCGAUGGCGUCGUGACCUUCAACCCAGCCCUGAAGCGGUACACCUGCACAGUCUGCGAAGUGGCACUCUCAGGAGGCACUGACGUCGCGAAACACCUCAAAGGCUCCAAGCAUCGUGAGGCCGGUGCCAGGUACGCCGUCUCGAAGCCGUCAGAAGCACCGCAAUCUCUAAAGAGCCUCCUGACGCCCACUGUGCUCGAGGCGGCCGUGGGUGGAAUGGUAACCGUCACGCCAAAGAAGGUCUUCGAGUGUCGCAUGUGCAACGUCCAGCUUUCGGGCUUGGUGCCUCUGAAGAGCCAUUUAGUGAGCGACGUUCACAAGAAGAAGGUCGAGGCGCAGAGGAUGACGGGCAGCACAGCUAUUAAAUUUACCCCGACAUCUGUCUCUUCAUUAGGGGCCCAGGCUCCCCAGAUAACGCAAAGCCCUCCCAUCUUCCAGGCCACGGCUGCGACGCAAGAGAUUCCGGGCUUCCACGCCCUGUCCGAUGUGCAGGGCUUUUCGGUCGUCCAGUCGCCAACUGCCGUGCAGGGCGUCUCUCUUAUCCAGACCCCAACCAAGCUCCAAGACGUGUCCCUCGUUCCAAGUCUUUCAGCCAUCCAAAGCAGCUCAAACUUUAGGACUUCUUUACCUGAGCCGGGAAACGCCGGCUUCACAGCGCCCACGCCUACAGCCCCAAGGUUUCAAAUCACUGACGAAGAAGUUAAGAAAUAUGCUGCGGUUUUCGGCACAGAACCAUCCUCAGGAGGUUUCGCUGCUCCUUCCAAUCAGCAGCAGCCUUUGCAGGCCGAGGAGGAAGGGGAACUCGACAAAGCCUUCCGCGAGAAGCUGGUGAUCCAGACGGACAACGCUGCUGAACCCUUUUCGUGCAUUGUCUGUCAGAAAAGGUUCAACAGCUCCUACACACUAUCAGACCAUCUGAAAAGCAAAAAGCAUAAGAAAAAGGAAAUGGAAUUGGAUCUACAAAUGCGAAAACAGAGCGAGCAGGAAGAUCCUCCUGUAAACCAGAUGCAGGAGGCGAACCAUGGCAAAAGUAGGAGCAAAUACUCAGUAGCGUCCUUUCCCCGCGGCUACGUCUAUGUCUUCAACAACACCUUCGACGGCCAAGGGAAAAGCCAGCGAACAGGCGCCAAGUUUGACUCACUGAACAUCCAUGAGACCUUCAGGAAGAUGGGCUACGAUGUGUUUAUCCUUGAAGACCUGACGAAGGCGCAGACCCUCGAGGCCUUCAAGAACAUUCGUGGCAACACCAACCUGAGUAAAGUGGAUGCUUUGAUCAUUUUCAUCUUGAGUCACGGCGUCGGCCCUUACACCUUCAGGGCGAACGAUGGCCAAGAAAUCUCUCUCCACAAGAUCCGCUUCAGCUUCACCAACCGCGGUUGUCCGUACAUGAAGGGGAAGCCAAAGAUCUUCUUCACUAACUACUGUCGCGGCGAGCAGAUGGAGAAGCGGGAGGUGGACAGCGUGGAAGUACCCUGCGAUAUGGUCACGAUUCACGCCGCCGUCGAGGGCAUCAUGGCACACAGACUGAAGUCCUCGGGCACGGUGUUUGUUAAGUGCCUCUGCGAAGUGCUGAACAAACACGCCCGCAACAUGGAGCUCAGGGAACUGUACGGAGAGCUCGGCGAUCAGAUGAGGCAAAAUAAGGGAACAAGACCUAUGUGGGAGGAUUAUGGCUUCAAGAGGUUCUGCUUCAGUCCUGUCUGACGCGCUGUGAUGGGCGUUCUUUUCUUCCCCUUGUCCUUUUAUGCGUGUUCUCCUUCCUUUUCCUUAUUAUCUAUUUACCAUCCCGAAUGCCCAGAUAAAUCAGGUGGCGACGGUAAUGACAGUGCAACUAACAUGUCUACAGUGUUCAAAAUACUAUGCUUGUAGAAAAGGUGCGUCAAGAGUGGUAUUUUUAUGAAACAUAAGCAAUGUUUUCUUCAUGUUGACUUAACGCUUUUCUAGACCAUAGUGUUUCAAAUUAUCCAAGAUUUAUAAGGGUUAGACACUUUUUCCAGGUGCCCCGGAUGUAUUUCGGAAAACAUGUUUCUAAGUAGUGGAGUGAACUGUGAUAUUUUAUAAAUGCUGAAUGGCUAAUCACCAAGCAUAAUAAUUACUCUUAGCAACACUUAUACUCAUAAUUAUUAUUACCAUUGCCAAUGGUAAUUUCCCUGCAAUAUAUGUUUUUUAUCUGUAAAAAAAAAAACUUUGCAAUUGUGAUAUUUUGGUCGAAUAGGCAUUUUUUAACUGAUAUUUUCUCUGAAGGUAACAUUAUAUGCGAAAUACAAUAGUUAUGUAAUAAAGAUUUAUCAAAUUACAAAUUG